GCGGGCGGCGCCUCCGCAUUUCGAACCGAAGAAGGAAAAAAAAAGGAUCGCGAAAGAAAUAAAAAAAAAAUCCACCGUCUUCUCGUGGUCUCCUCAUCCUCCAAACCCUAGCUUCCCACGUCCCCACCGGCCCACCCCCGCCCCACCUCGCCGACGCCGUCGCGUCCCAUGGCGAAGUCGCGGCCGCCUAAGCGGAUCCUCGAGUCUUACACCAUCAAGGGCUCCGACAAAGUCAUCAAGCCUGGGGAUUGUGUGCUAAUGAGGGCAUCUGAUGCAUCAAAGCCACCAUAUGUGGCAAGAGUUGAGUCGAUUGAGGCAGCAGGAUCUCGAGGCACAAAUGUAAGAGUGCGGGUGCGGUGGUAUUAUCGGCCAGAGGAGUCCAUUGGUGGGAGGCGACCUUUUCAUGGUUCCAAGGAGGUGUUCCUCUCUGACCACUAUGAUAUGCAGAGUGCUGACACCAUUGAGGGGAAGUGCAAUGUCCACAGCUUCCGUAGCUAUACAAAGCUUGAUUCUGUCAAUGCUGAGGACUACUUCUGUCGCUUUGAGUAUAAAUCAGCUACAGGAAGCUUCGUGCCCGACCGCAUAGCUGUGUUUUGCAAGUGUGAGAUGCCGUACAAUCCUGAUGACCUUAUGAUCCAAUGCGAGGAAUGUUCUGACUGGUUUCACCCUGCUUGCAUUGGAAUGACUAUCAAAGAAGCAAAGAAACUUGAGCAUUUUUUCUGCCAGAGCUGUACGGCUGAAAAUGGAAAGAUGACCGAGAAUUCUCACGAAGCUACAGCGCAAUCAGAAGAAAAGGCUUGGCUGCAGGAGCGGGCCAUCCUGUGUUGCAGUCAAACCUGUACCGAACCCCCGUCUAAAGGAACAUUGGAUAAAUACCACUGCAAAAUAUUCAAUUUUGAAAGUGCUACUGGCUGAGCAGGUGGAAUCAAAGAGACGGAGAAGGUGACGGCCCUGCCGAUUAAUUUAUGAAAUGCUGCACGGUUGUACAAAGCCUCUGAGAACUGUAAUGCUAUUUGUCUUCGUCGCAGUUUGUGGCUCUGGGGUCUCUCUAAUGUCAGGCACACGGUGUACAUAGCUUGCAACCUGAGAUUGUUGUAUUAGUGCACAGUAGGAUUUGCGUGGUACUGUCGGAUUGCCGGAGUAUGAGAAGAGUAUGGCAGCAUACCAGCAUCAGGUGAUCAAGCUCCCUCUCGGCAUUAGGGCUCCUGCAUGAUCCAGCAAUAAUACUUCCAUGCAACUGGGCCUGGACAGCCGUCGUGUCCGUUCUCCAAAAACUUUGUAUCGUCAUGUGAACUUUUUUUUUUCUCCCUGUAAUGCAGGCAUCUUAAUUUGGUACUUGCAAGUUACUCCUGGGAAACCCUACUCGCCCCCCAUUUUCUGUGGUUGCAUAUUUGCAUGACUCAGCACGUGUCUAAAGUUUGGUUGGAAGAAAAGUUAUCAAGUUGGGAAUUUAGAUUGUUAA
Phragmites australis (common reed) is the source of this 1462-nucleotide messenger RNA. RefSeq names its product chromatin remodeling protein EBS-like. Bases 169 to 915 code for a protein of 248 amino acids. Gene Ontology annotation, molecular function: chromatin binding. The record is from RefSeq and is a predicted model, not a curated record. The transcript has 6 exons. Lineage: Eukaryota; Viridiplantae; Streptophyta; Magnoliopsida; Poales; Poaceae.